CUCAACGCAUAAUUCGGCUGAAUGAAAUCCUGCACGCGGAGCUUUCGCUAAAAACGUCUGCCAGAGUUUUGCGCCAAAAACUACAAGACAUUCGAUUAAGCUACUCGACACUUCAGAUAUUCACAAAGGAAGUAAAUAAUUCGUUUGCCCUCUCACUGGUGUUGGUGUACAUUGGAUCCUUCACAAACUUGUCGGUUAAUCUUUUCCUGUUGUACAAAUACUUGGACGAUGCGUCUAACUCCACAUUUUCAUGGAUUAUGUACUCGUUGGUUUGGACAAGCAUGCAUAUUGGCAAAAUGUUCUGCAUACUUUAUUUUAAUUAUGGUGUACAGAGUCAGAAAAACAGUACAGCAUUAAUAAUGAAUGAAAUAGAAGGACAGAACUCGGAAAUGGAAGAAACGAUAACACACUUCAUAUUGCAAUUGAUUAUAAAUACGAGAACUAAUGUUGUUUGUGGUGUGGUAGAAUUAAAUAUGAACUUUAUCACAUCACUACUUGUCGGCACCUCCACCAUAUUCAUAUUCCUACUACAGUACGACAUCACCUAUGAGGCGCUCACACAAACUCACAAAUCAGGUAGUCGCAGUCAAAUGGAGUAA
Messenger RNA from Rhagoletis zephyria (snowberry fruit fly), 599 nucleotides. RefSeq names its product putative gustatory receptor 59f. Gene Ontology annotation, cellular component: membrane. Lineage: Eukaryota; Metazoa; Arthropoda; Insecta; Diptera; Tephritidae. The record is from RefSeq and is a predicted model, not a curated record. Gene Ontology annotation, biological process: sensory perception of taste.